AUGAAACAUGGAGCUGAUCCGUCAACAAUGAGAGGGAGGGCAUGGCGCUCUCUCGUCGCACUGCCCUCUCGGGUCUAUGUCUCCUCGUGUGCAUCCUCUUCGUCUGUCGAAUAUACGUAUUCGCAACUGCCACCACGUCCGCUGACUCUGGCUUCCAGGGUGAUUCAAAAUUAGCCAACGCGUUACAGGCUCUGCUAGGCACUACAUUCAGCGCGGCGGGUUCAGCGCCUAGCAGCGCAUCUUCCCCGUCCGCCGCGCUUUCCUCCUUCGACCCCAACGGCGUCUGCAGUCCGGCCGGUGCUUCCACUGAUCCCGUGGCGCAGCGAUCGGAUCUCGCUGACUUCUCGCACGUGAACGUCAGCGGCGAUGGCUGGAAUCGGGCCAACGCAUUCGAGCAGUCGUGCUUUCAGAUCCAAGCCUUUGAUUCCCAAGGCGGGCCAUUCGAUGUCGGCUGCAGGCAGCGCGCGUUCUUGGUGGCGACCAUGCGCCUCAUCGUGACUAUGGAUGGAGACACGUCUCUUGCCGACGUGCAGGCGCCGCGAGUGCAGUACCUGCCGGAGUCCAGCUCGCACCUGGUGUGCUACACGGUUCACGAGCACGGGCUGUACUCAGUGCGCGUGGCGCUGCUGUGGGGCAACGCCUUCCUCCUCCGCCAGGCCCUCAACCCCGCCCUUGCUGACGGCUUCUUCAGGUCCAAGGUGGUGGCUCAACAAAACAUCACCGUUGCUGCCGCCGCCGCAUCCGUGGCCAUGGAGAAUGGAACGGAUUCUGCUCCGUUGAGCGAGCAGAGCCUGCCGCGGUGCACGUUCAGCAUCCUGCGUGAUUCAAGGAACCCUGGCUUCUGGCGCGGAGACACGUGGCACCCCACGGCCUGCCGUCUGCCUGACCCCAUCGCUCCCGCCCGCAUCGGCCGCUGCCUGCACGGCAAGAGCGUCCUCAUUCUAGGCGACUCGCAGAUGCGCUACCUGUUUGGCAACCUGCAGAUUCUCCUCCACUACCGCACACGCUGCCGCUACCUCAGGCGCUACCGCAGGCAGCCCAGGGAGGUGCACCGGGUGCGCGUGAAGAACGUGGUGUUCCAGGACGAGCCCCCCAUGGACCCCGCCACCGCCACCGCCUACGCCGCCAACUACAGCAGCUACUGUGGCCAGACUACCUACUGGGGUAACUUCUGGAGCGGCUUCGCCCUGCAGCAGGUGCGCGUGCAGCCUGUGCGGCGCCGCGGCCCCUCGUUCGCCUUCAACCUCACCUAUGCCACGCACAUGGGCUCGGACUACGCUGUCUUUGACGACUGGAGGUCCUCCAGCAACCUCACAGGCGGCCCCAUCGCCACUCACUUUGCCCCAUUUGACAUUGUGGCGGUGUCCUUCGGCCUGCACGACAUCACACGCAAGAAAGAUGCCCAAGAGCUGUCUGAGGCAUUCAAAUCGGUGUUCCUGCCAUCACUCCAGUCAGUGGUUCGCGAUGCGGCGAAUGUCACCUUCUUUGGCAUGUGGGCUGCGCAAGAGAAGGCCAAGCCACAGAGAUAUCUCUAUAAGAGCAACAAUGUUCGAGGAUUCACGUUUGACGACACUAUAGCCAGGAUUUCCGAAGAGAAGAAUUUUGGGCAUUUUGUGGAUCUUCAAGCAUUGACCCUCCCUCGAGGUGACAGGUGUACUGAUAGCACCCACUACUCAUGGCCAAUAACUCUUGCAAUGCUUGAUAUUUGGCUUUCUGCAGUUUGUGAGGAUGUUGACACAUCAGAAUCCGAACCUAAGUGUUAAGAUCUCUUACAAACGAAAAGAGAAGAUGAGGUGAAUGGUCUGUGGUUG
This is a messenger RNA of Closterium sp. NIES-67, 1811 nucleotides long. The record is from the annotation of a GenBank genome assembly. NCBI's taxonomy places the organism in Eukaryota, Viridiplantae, Streptophyta, Zygnematophyceae, Desmidiales, Closteriaceae.